Messenger RNA from Sciurus carolinensis (gray squirrel), 2553 nucleotides. It is a transcript of the gene P2ry14, whose product is annotated as purinergic receptor P2Y14. Bases 264 to 1280 code for a protein of 338 amino acids. The transcript is spliced from 3 exons. Gene Ontology annotation, biological process: G protein-coupled receptor signaling pathway. The record is from RefSeq and is a predicted model, not a curated record. Gene Ontology annotation, cellular component: membrane. Lineage: Eukaryota; Metazoa; Chordata; Mammalia; Rodentia; Sciuridae. Gene Ontology annotation, molecular function: G protein-coupled purinergic nucleotide receptor activity.
UUUCUCUCAGUUCCUGGUUUUCGGUUCCUGAAGACAAGCAGGACGCUGUGCAGCUGCUCUCUCGCCUGCCUCCGCUACAGACCCGGGCUCUGAAAUGAGCGCUGCCUAACCCCCAGGCGAAGCCCCAGAGCAGAAUCCAUAGCGAUGAAACACUUCUGCUACUUGGAGAAGACCAGCGCUCACUGGGCCGCAUCGCUUCAUUGAAAGGAGACCUUCCUUUAUGCAAAGCAAAUCGAAAGGCCUCUGCCACCAGGAGCUGCGAGAUGCUCAACUCCACCAGCCUGCCGCCCCUGGGCCCGCCCUGCUCCCGCAACCUGCUCCUCACCCAGCAGGUCAUCCCUGGGCUGUACCUCCUGGUCUUCGUGGCGGGCAUCCUGCUCAAUGGUGUGUCGGGAUGGAUCUUCAUCUCUGUGCCCAGCUCCAAGAGCUUCAUCGUCUAUCUCAAGAACAUCGUGGUUGCUGACUUUCUGAUGGGCCUGACCUUUCCCUUCAAGAUCCUGGGUGACUCGGGGCUGGGCCCCUGGCAGCUGAGGGUGUUCGUGUGCAGGGUCUCGGCCGUGGUCUUCUACGUCAGCAUGUACGUCAGCAUCGUCUUCUUCGGGCUCAUCAGCUUCGACAGGUACUACAAAAUUGUGAAGCCCCUCCUGAGCUCACUCGUCCAGUCGGUGGGCUACAGCAAGCUGCUGUCGGUCGUGGUGUGGGCGCUCAUGUUGCUGCUGGCCGUCCCCAACAUCAUCCUGACCAACCAGAGUGUGCGGGAGGUCGCAAAGGUACAGUGCAUGGAGCUCAAGAGCGAGCUGGGGCGCAAGUGGCACAAAGCAUCCAACUACAUCUUCGUGGGCAUCUUCUGGCUGGUGUUUCUUUUGCUGAUCAUUUUCUACACGGCCAUCACCAGGAAAAUCUUCAAGUCCCAUCUCAAGUCCAGGAGGAAUUCCAUCUCCGUCAAAAGGAAGUCCAGCCGCAACAUCUUCAGCAUCGUGUUUGUGUUUUUCAUCUGCUUUGUGCCUUACCACAUAGCCAGGAUCCCCUACACAAUGAGUCAGACCGAAACAGACUACAGCUGCCGGUCAAAAGAAAUCCUGCUCUACGUGAAAGAGUUCACUCUGCUACUCUCUGCCGCAAACGUGUGUCUGGACCCCAUGAUUUAUUUCUUCCUAUGCCAGCCAUUUAGAGAAAUCUUAUGUAAAAAAUUGCACAUCUCAUUUCAAGCUCAGAAUGACUCAGACACUUCCAAAACCAAGAGGGGAAACACAAUGCACGAAAGCACAGACACUCUGUGAACAUCGGCUUCCGGUCAAGCCCGUGAGCCCUGGUGACCACCGCACAGGCACUGCGAAGAGCCACGAGCAGCAAGCAGGCCGUCCUCAGCCGCAGACCCGGCACUGCUGUCCAGAGCCAGCAUGACUCAUUAAACCCAUGGCCGAGAAGCAGGGAAAUGCAAGUAUGUUCCCAAGCUUUUCCGUGACAUCAAAGGGGGGAAAAUCCCUUCUGCGGGUUUUCCAAGUACUGACCACUAUUUUUCUUGUUAAUAAGUAGAAAAAAAAAAUCAUACAUACAGUUAUUCAAUCUUAUUCUAUAAAAUGGCAGGUUUGAAUUUACAUUAACUAGGCUGGAAAGUUAAAGUAGGAUUUUAAAUGGUAAAUAAAGAAAACAGAAAGAAAUCCAAGACAAUUCACAUAGGUGUCUUCUUUCUCCAUAUGCAAGAAUAAAGUUAGUAAUGUAUGUGAUCCUUGUCAACAGCAAUCUUAAAGACCAACCUAAAAACAGGCAGAGUUUGAUAAAAGGCAGUUUGUAGAGAAAAAAAUUAAGCUUUCUCUAAUAUGAAGCAGAAAAUCACUUAGGAAACCCCUUACUCAUGUAUCUCAAGGCAUUUCCAAAGAAAGCAGAUAUGACUUAUGUGCUCUUCAGUAAGAUUAUAAUUUUUUCUCAUGCAAUGUUAAUGAUAUUAGAUGCAUGCUAAGUAUAUCUUAUAAAAGACUUACUAAGGGGCUGGGGUUGUGGCUCAGUGGUACAGCACUUGCCUAGCAUGUGUGAGGCACUGGGUUCAAUUCUUAGCGCCACAUACAAAUAAAGAUUCAUCAACUAAUAAAACUUUUUUUAAAAAAAGACUUAUUAAGUCAUCUAAUGAGCUGAAGUUCUGGUAUUAGACUAUGUCUAAGAGGACUCUACUAAGCAAAUCAGACCCAGCAGGUACUGCCAGCAACUCCUUCUGCUCCACUGGCCAAUAGGAUAAUGGAAAUACACACACAAGAACAGAAUAUUAUUCUCCUGUGGGGUCAGGAGAGAGAGUUUCUUAGAAAGCAAAUGGAUUUGAUAUAAAGAAAAUCUAGCCAAGUGUAGUAGUACACACCUCCCAACUACCCAGGAGGUUGAGACAGGAGGAUCACAGGUCUGAGGCUGACGUCUGAAACUUAGCAAGACUCUGUCUCAAAAUAAAAAUAAAAAGGGUGGGGGGUGUACUUAGGAGCGAAGCACCUCCUUCAUUCAAAGCCAAUAUUAAGGAAAUAAAUACGAAAAAAAAAAAAAGAAAGUCUAAAACAUAAAAUAAGUACU